This is a messenger RNA of Magallana angulata, 2320 nucleotides long. RefSeq lists its product as uncharacterized. Bases 476 to 2029 code for a protein of 517 amino acids. The record is from RefSeq and is a predicted model, not a curated record. Lineage: Eukaryota; Metazoa; Mollusca; Bivalvia; Ostreida; Ostreidae. The transcript is spliced from 4 exons.
GCAUAACAGUUAAUGUAUAUUCCUGCUCAUAUACUUGGUUCUUUUAACCAAAGGCACCAAAAUAGUUGCCAAGAAUGCAACAGAAUUCUAUUUUUCCAUAUGUAUAAUAAACAUAUUAUACAUUAUGAAUCGAAAUGAUUUUGGAGAAAAGUACAUAGUCUUUAGAUAUACAUGUACACUGUGUGCAAAUAAUAUCGAUCUACAUAGGGCAGCAAGUUAGAAAAUAAAUGUACUGCCAAGUGCAGAUUACAUAACACAUAUCUGAAAAUGAAAUGAUAUAAAAGCAACAAACACUCAGUCUGAUGCAAAUUUUAAUCUGAAUAAUAAAUUAGCAUUGUUUGUCACGCAUUAAAAUCGUCGGUUCCCACGUGUCUACUUCAACGUGAGAGUUUUACUUCCGUAAUUUCUAAGGAUGGCUUCGCUGACCGAAUCUUAAAGCACGUUCAGAAAACGUACUGUAGACUAGUGAACAGAGAUGUCUAGACAACGGACAGGUUUUCUGUUAAAACCACGGUGUGUUUUGUACUCUAUUGUGUCUGCUGUCAUCGUCGUUAUCUUAUGGAAAUUAUACAUUAAUUACUCAUUCUACACCAGUAAAAAUAUCGUGGGGCAAUGGUCUGUGGAGGAUAAUUAUAGAACGUCGCCGUCCAUCGAUGUCUUCAUAUUUGAGGAGCACCACGAAGCCAUUCCGUACUGGUUUAACAGUAGUAGCGGUCAUUUGACAGAGAAGAAAGGACUAACUUUGAUUCACAUCGAUGGGCACAGCGAUAUGGGGCUACCACAGUCUUUCAGAAAAUUUCCCUAUUUACGCUGGCCCAAGAACAGUAAAGAGCUAGAGUACUAUAUGCAGGCUAACGACCUCUUCAUCAUAUCAGCAGCCAUGGCGGGUAUGUUCAGCAAAGUCAUCUGGGUAUGGCCCUGCUGGGACCAAGUAAACCAUGAGGACAAAGCACGUGACCUAUCGGAAAUCAACGUGGGUUGGUUGAUGGUGGAUACCUUGAUCCCCAAAAUGAAGCGUAGAACGUUUUGCUUCUGCCACCACAGCCUGAGCACAAACAAGAAUACGGACAGGUCAGUGAAUAAAACAGAGGAGUGUCGACGACUUCCCACCUCUCUGGAGAGGCAGGCCGACUUUCCAGAGGGUGUUGUGAUAGACAGGAAGACGUGCAAGAUCGAAAUGUCGUUUCUACACGAGGAAAUCAGUGAGGAUUUGGCGGCUGAUGUUUUUAGAAAGGAAGCAGAAAACUUUAGAGAAAACGGUGUUAUUUUGGAUAUAGACGAAGACUUCUAUGCUUGUACCUUUGCAUCGAGACCUCUGUUGAAUGCUGGCUUUACUGAGGAAGAACUCGACGAUUUAAACGAGAUAACAGGGAGUAUAUUUUGUCCAAAUAACGUGAAAGAAGAACAGGAAGCUGAUACUUUACUUUCACAAAUGCUAGAUGAGGUUAUGACCUCUGGUUGUCUUGAAAAGAAAACAGAAUGCCAACAAAAGGACGUAUCAAUUCAAAACAAAUAUUUCAACAUACUUCAAAGAAAUAGUAAACAUUUAGUAUGUGGUAAGAAACAGAGAAAGGAGGGAAACAAAGAUGAGCAACUGAGAGAGCUGGUAAAAACAAUGGUAUCCUGGAAUCCGAGAAAGGUAACGGCCAUCAAACAAGUGGGCUUCUGUUUGACCACGUCAAAGUCACGUGGUCUCGACAUGACCAAAGCUGCCGAGUUUCACGUCUGUAUGGGGGCCAAUACACCUAAUAGGACACUAGUUAUUGAACACAAUACUACACUACCUGAGAUAAACAAGCGGACGUUGGGUCUUAAAGAAAUCUUUGAGGCAAUGAAACCUCGUCUUCUACCCACCAUGGUUACAUUGUGCAGGUCUUCUAGAGAUGGUUAUGUUCCAAGAGAAUUUCAGAAUAAAAUAGAGAGUGAUAUAAUAGAAAGCUUGGAAUCAUUGUCCCCACUAAAGUUGCACUUCGAUGAUGAACUUUUAGGUGGGAAAAAGGGGUGGUAUGAAUCAAGAGGUUUAUCAUAAGUUUAUGUUCCACAUAAACCUUACACUGAUCUCGAUUAUAUGUAUACAUGCAUUCACCAGUUGUCUUAUACGAUAAAUAAAAUCACAUUAUGAAGUUUUAAUUUUAUGUAUUUUUAUAUCAUGUUAAUUAUUUUGAGACCAACACCAACCAAGUUUGCCAUUUAGGAAAAAAUAUAUUAAAUCACGUUUGAAAAUACAAUGCCGGUGCCCGAUUCCAAUUCAUGUUUGUUGCAUAAUACACAAUAAACACUAUAUAUCACAUUGAUUUGACAAACUUUAUGAAACUUUUUU